AUGUUUCGAGCCCAACCCCUCGACGAGCUCGCAAAAGCUUUGGCUGAAGAAUCCAUCGAUAAACGGCAGGUUGCGUGGCCUCUCGGCUUCCGAUCUCCUCGGGUAGAACUCGCAGCUGAACUGGCGGCGGCCGCCGACGAUGAUAAGUCGAUCGUCGGGGAGGAUGUGGUUGGUGGCGUACCAGCAGCGCAGGGCGAGGGCAGGGUUGAUCUCCUGCCAGUCGUAGGAGGCGUCAGCGGCAGCGUAGGGCUUGUAGAGUCGGGCGGCGCGAUCGCCGUCGUUGUAAUCGUCGGUCUGGAGGACGGUGCCGUUUGGGAGGACGGCGGUGGAGGAGCACCAGGUGUCGGUAGAUCUGAUCUGAUCUUAUUUGAAGCGAAUGCAGUGCCUUAUGAUUACACAUACACAGCUGAGUGUUUGGCAAGACCUCUUGAGGCUCAGUAUAGUGGAGGAGUAGUCGUGAAUCCAGAACUAAACGAAGGAUUGAAAGGAUGGUCAAGUUUUGGGAAUUCUAUAGAGCAUGCACAAUCCAAUGAUGGCAAUAAAUACAUUGUUGCUUCCACCAGAAACUUACCCUUUCAUACUUUUUCCCAAACAUUUCAUUUGGACAAGGAAAAACUCUACACCUUCUCAGCUUGGUUUCAGGUAAGCCAUGGCAAGGCUGACAUAGCAGCAAUUUUCAAGGCAAAAUCAAGCUAUAUAACUGCUGGGUGGGUUACAGCACAAAGCGGUUGCUGGUCUAUGCUUAAGGGUGGUAUCGUUGUCAAUGCUUCUGCUCCUGCACAACUCUUUUUUCAGAGCAACAAUACAGCAGUUGAUAUUUGGGCAGAUAGCAUCUCACUGCAACCAUUUUCACAAGAUGAGUGGAAAUCGCACCAAGAUCUAGGCAUCCAAAAGGCGCGCAAGUCAAGUGUACGAGUACAGGCGGUGGACCAGCACGGGCGAGGCCUGGCUAACGCCACCGUCUCCAUAAAGCAGCUGCGCUCCGGCUUCCCACUGGGCUGCGCCAUCAACCAAAACAUCCUCCGAAACACCGCCUACCAGAACUGGUUCUUCUCCAGAUUCAAAUACACCGUCUUCGAAAACGAACUAAAAUGGUACUCCAUCGAAAAGUCCCGAGGCGCAGAAGACUACUCCGUCUCCGACGCCGUGGUGAAUCUCGCCAAAUCCCGCGGCGUCUCCAUCCGCGGCCACAACGUGUUCUGGGAUGACCCCAAGUUCCAGCCGCCGUGGGUGGCGGGUCUUUCGGCGGUGGAGUUGCAGACAGCUAGCUUCCGAAGGAUCAAUUCGGUGAUGGGCAAAUACCGCGGGCAGUUCAUCCACUGGGACGUCGUCAACGAGAACCUGCAUUUCAAUUUCUUGGAGAGCAAGCUGGGCCCCGACGCUUCCAAAAGAUUCUACGAGAGGGCCAACCAGAUCGACGCCCGAGCCACGCCCUUUCUCAACGACUACAACACCAUCGAGGAGAGCCGCGACGCCGCCUCCUCGCCGGGGAGUUACUUGAAGAAGAUCGCGCUCUUGAGGGCCCAGGGGUAUAAAGGUCCUUUGGGGAUUGGGGUGGAGGGCCAUUUCUCGUCCCCUCCCAACCUCGCCUACGUCAGAUCCGCCAUUGACGUCCUCGCUUCCGCUAGAUUGCCGAUUUGGAUUACGGAAUUGGACGUGGCGGCGGGCCCCAAUCAGGCAGCAUACUUGGAUCAACUGCUGCGGGAGCUUGGCUCACACCGCAGCGUGCAGGGGAUAGUUAUAUGGUCGGCGUGGAGCCCACAGGGAUGCUAUAGGAUGUGUUUGACGGACAACAAUUUCAGAAACUUGGCCACCGGCAACGUCGUCGACAAGUUUAGAACCACGUUAAGCAGCGGCGCUUCCGUUGGAACUACGGAUUCUGAUGGCUUCUUCCAAGCUUCGCUCUUCCACGGCGAAUACGAAGCCAACAUCACCGCCGAUCGCUUUUCGGAUAUUCAGACAUUUGAUAGUGGGCCAAACGAGGAAGUAACCAACAUCCAGUUCAAGAUUGAUUUCUCAGAAUCUUGAAUUUUACUUUGAUUCAUGAGUUCCACAACUUUUAG
Salvia miltiorrhiza (redroot sage) is the source of this 2063-nucleotide messenger RNA. RefSeq names its product endo-1,4-beta-xylanase 5-like. Lineage: Eukaryota; Viridiplantae; Streptophyta; Magnoliopsida; Lamiales; Lamiaceae. The record is from RefSeq and is a predicted model, not a curated record. Gene Ontology annotation, molecular function: hydrolase activity, hydrolyzing O-glycosyl compounds. Gene Ontology annotation, biological process: carbohydrate metabolic process.